Panicum virgatum (switchgrass) is the source of this 2432-nucleotide messenger RNA. Its product is annotated as protein ACCELERATED CELL DEATH 6-like. The transcript is spliced from 3 exons. Gene Ontology annotation, molecular function: protein phosphatase regulator activity; protein phosphatase 1 binding. The coding region runs from base 125 to 2224 and encodes 699 amino acids. NCBI's taxonomy places the organism in Eukaryota, Viridiplantae, Streptophyta, Magnoliopsida, Poales, Poaceae. Gene Ontology annotation, cellular component: plasma membrane. The record is from RefSeq and is a predicted model, not a curated record.
GUCCCCGAUCACCCGACGAUCGAGCUCCAAGCGCAGGCGCUAGCUAGCUAGCUGAUCGCUAUCGCAGCAGCACUGAAACUAAAAUCCAUCUACUGCCGUGGAUCAGCCAGCAAAGUCAUCAAGCAUGGCGCCGCGGAAGCAGUCGACGAGCGAGCUGGCCGCGCGUCGGACCAGCACCAUGCUCAUGGCCGCGAUCACGGGCGACUGCCAGCAGCUGUCGCGGGGAGAGAUCCUGGCGGCGGCGCCGGCUCACCACCAAGUCGCCAUCGACGUCGUCGCCAGCAGCGACGGCCAGGGGUGCGGCGAUGACGCCGCGCUGCUGGAGGCCGCCCGUCUCGCGGAGGGGACGGGCGGCUCCUCCGCGCUCCACGUGGUGGCUGCCGCCGGCGACGGCGACCGCUACCUGGAGAGCGCCCGCGUGAUCUGCGGCAGGGCCAGGGGCCUCCUGGGCGCGCCCGACCGCAACGGCGACACGCCGCUGCACCGCGCCGCCCGGGCCGGGAACGCCAGGAUGGUCGCGCAGCUCGUCGACCUCGCCGGAGGCGAGGGCGAGGUGAGGGCUCUGGUGCGCGCGCGGAACGGGCGCGGGGAGACGGCCCUGCACGAGGCCGUCCGCUUCGGCCACGCGGAGGCGGGGAUGGUCGGGGCGCUGAUGGACGGGGACAGGGGGCUCGCCGGCGUGGUCGCGGACGAUGGCACCUCGCCGCUCUACCUCGCCAGCUCGUUGGGCCGCCGGAAGAUCGCUUGCGUGCUGCAUCACAAGGGAGACGGUCUGUCCUACUCGGGCCCGGAUGGACAAAAUGCUCUGCAUGCUGCUGUCAUCCACCACAAAGGAAUAGCAAAGUUGCUGCUGGGGUGGAACAAGGACCUUGUCCGCCAAAGAGACAUCAACGGGAGCACACCGAUGCACUUCGCCGCAUCAGCAGCAGACCCGGCGUUCUUCCAAUUUACAAACUUCGUUUUCACCACGAGCAACUUCGAGAGCCAUUUCUUGGGCUCCUACCUCCUACCUCAGGGGUGCAUGACAAGGUUCUACGAGUGGAGGGGGCUCCCGUUCCCCCUGCUGCUCAACGCCGAGCCAUCGCUAGCGUUCCAGCCGGACAUCCACGGGUCGUACCCGGUGCACGUCGCGGCGUCGGCGGAGAGCAUGGUGGCCAUCAUCGUCCUGCUCACGAGGUACCCCGGCUGCGCCGGGCUGCGCGACGCCAGGGGCCGGACCUUCCUCCACGUCGCCGUCGAGAGGAAGCGGUUCCACGUCGUCAAGUUCGUGUGCCACUGCUCGCGAUCUUUCAAGCCGAUGCUCAACGUGCAGGACGAGGACGGGAACACCGCCCUGCACCUGGCUAUCAGUCAGGGGGAGCUGGACAUCUUCAGGUGUCUCGUCAGGAACCGCAACGUCAAGAUAAAUCUGCAGAAUAACCAGGGGAACACUCCCAUGGAUCUCGCCCUGGGGAAAGUCCGCUCGGGAUUUUACUUCGGACUGACUGCACCUCGGAGGAUUCUCGGCAUGCUAACCUUCGCGAAUGCACAGACAUCCAGUGGCAACCGCCGUCGCGAUCAGAUGGAGGAGUACAAUCCAGGUCUAAACGAGGACGAGGAAUCGAGCAAGAUAAAGGACUUCGCGCAGAUCGUGGGCAUCGGCUCCGUGCUCGUCGCGACGGCGACGUUCGCGGCGGCCAUAACCGUCCCCGGGGGCGUCAGGACCCCCGACGACGUGGCGGCGGCGAAAGGCGGCGUCGCCUCGCCACCCGCCGGGACGCCGGUGCUCACCGGGAAGUACGCCUUCGACGGGUUCGUGGUCUCCAACACGCUGGCGUUCAUCUGCUCCACCCUGGCCACCUUCAGCCUCGUCUACUGCGGGGUCGCUGCCGUCGACAUCCAGCGGCGGUUCAAGCUGGUGUCCUUCUCCCUGGCGCUGCUGCUCUGCGCGGCGCGGAGCUUCUGCGCCGCCUUCGCCUUCUCCCUCUACCUGCUGCUGUCUCCGGUGGAGAAGGGGACCGCCAUCGCGGCCUGUGUGAUGACGUCGCUCGCGCUGCUCGACGGGCUCUGGUUCCUGAUCACGAGCUUCCAUGACACGACGGUCCUCCUCAGCAGAAGCGCUAAUCUGACGUUCGUGAAGCUUGGUACCGGAUUCGUCGCCAACAUCAUAUAUCUCUUCUGGCCUUACCUCGUGAUCUUCGGUUAUAUGUCCAUUGAUGAUCUAAAAAACCUAGGGGACUUUUAAGUUUAAACUGAGUUGAACUCUCUACAUACUUUUGCAAGCAGGAGGAUUAGAGGAAUUGACUUAAAAAGAUGGCCUAAGAAGAACUUUGCAACUGGAGUUGCUGUGUUAUCUUUCAUCAUCCUUAUUUGGUUCAUGGAAUCUGUAAGCAUCAGUUGUAUUUUUAAAACAACUAUAUUACAUGUAAUUUAAAGAAUUUUUAUUUUCUUCA